Anopheles stephensi (Asian malaria mosquito) is the source of this 741-nucleotide messenger RNA. RefSeq lists its product as uncharacterized. The record is from RefSeq and is a predicted model, not a curated record. NCBI's taxonomy places the organism in Eukaryota, Metazoa, Arthropoda, Insecta, Diptera, Culicidae. The transcript has 3 exons. The coding region runs from base 253 to 675 and encodes 140 amino acids.
ACAGUGGAGUGCUAACGAGCGUUCGCUGCUGAGAAGCACUGCACUCCGUGUUGACAUUUCAGAGUUUCCUUAACAAAACACAGCCCUUUGCUCAAGAAUCCCUUCGCUCCAGCCAUAUUUAGCCUAAAUAUCAAUUCAAAUUAAGAAAAUAAACUCAAUGCGUAAAUCUCACCAACAGUUAAGAUUUAACGGUAAAGCUCACGUUUGCUGGUUUGAAGAAAGAAAAGAAAGGUGCUUCGAACACUAGUCGCGAUGUGUGGGUUGUUGCGAAUAUUAUUCCAAGAUUUGUUUUGGGUGUUUCUGCCAAAACUACCGACUAAAAAAGACUUACGUGAGGAAGCUGUAGUGCCGGAACCGAAGCCAACUGAAGAGGAGCCAAAGGCGGAUAAGAAGAAUAUCAUUUCAAGUGCGAAAACGAUACGACCGGUGUCCAGGAAUAUAGAUAUACCAAAGGUACGAAUAGAUGGUGGUUACCAGCCGAGAAAAGUUAGCCCAAAGAUGCUGCACGAACUGGACAUGAGAGCUUUGAGGAGAAAAAAUAAGUCACGAAGGCGUGCGUACGAAACGCUUCGGUUGAAGGAGUUCCAGAAAGAAACGGAACCAUUCGAUGAACAAACUCAAUACGAACGAUCUGAUAGCCCAGAGUUGAUGUUUCAAAUGGAUGAUAUUUAUUGAAUCGUUUCCGGGCUUCCCUUUCUUCUUCCAUUUGUAUUUAUAAUAAUCCCAAACAAACUCCCAACU